Clupea harengus (Atlantic herring) is the source of this 4086-nucleotide messenger RNA. It is a transcript of the gene glis1a, whose product is annotated as GLIS family zinc finger 1a. The record is from RefSeq and is a predicted model, not a curated record. Gene Ontology annotation, cellular component: nucleus. Gene Ontology annotation, molecular function: RNA polymerase II cis-regulatory region sequence-specific DNA binding; DNA-binding transcription factor activity, RNA polymerase II-specific. Gene Ontology annotation, biological process: regulation of transcription by RNA polymerase II. Lineage: Eukaryota; Metazoa; Chordata; Actinopteri; Clupeiformes; Clupeidae.
UGUGUGUGUGUGUGUGUGUGUGUGUGUGUGUGUGUGUGUGUGUGUGUGUGUGUGUGUUGCCCGCGCACACACAGAUAUGGUGUACCAUUUGCGCACCAAAGCAUGGUCUCGGUCAGACGUACAGACGGCUUGAUGAAUUACACAUCACACAGGAGGCCUUCCUCUGAUGCGGGACUACUGGGACACUCUACCCUCUGCCUUCACGGCUAAUGAAACAUUUAGGACACACUGAGUACAAGAGGACUGGCAGCACAAGAAGACCCUCAAUCAUGAGCAAGGGGCAGUUCCAACAAGAAGAUCGGUUGAUGGAUUUAUUUUUUCAUUUAUCCUUAAUUAGUAUUUUAAAAGAUGGGUGAAAUGUGUACAUUUGGACUGGAAUUGAUUCAAACCUGCUAGGAAGAACAGCUGAACUUCUCCAGCUGAUGUACCGUUUACAUAUUCUCUUUUACAUGCUUGUUGUGUAACCUGUUCCUGUGUGUUGAAGCACUGCCUGUGUUUAAUUUCAUUUGAUUAAGAAUUCAUCCACCAAUGUAGAGAGCUUUUGUUUCACUUGUUCUUGAAAGUGUCUUCCUUGUUAAGUGCUCCUCGUGCUCAGGCCACAGACGUCACCAGAGCUCUUGUGUUUUCUCACCGGUUUCCUGAACUGCUGAUGAUUUUCAUAUUUAAGGGGUUUCUUGUCUUUCACCCUGCUUUACCUAUAGUAAAGACAAUCACAGAUCACAAAUGUUUGGCACAUUAUGAGCGAAUGCUGCAGCUUGGAUGACAAUAUGGUUUGGGCAUGUCGGGUUAAUACAUCGUUAAAAUGUUUGUUUGCAUAAAUUGAGCUGUCUUUGGAGAUUUUAUUUACAUUUUACGGUAGAGGGCGCUGUUGCAGUCAGCUCAGCAACUAAAAUCUGAACUAUGAAAAGUAAGCUAUAUUACAACAUUUGCACCGUACCUGUCCUUGAAUGAAACGACAGUAGUAUUUUAAAAGCUGGUGCGGCAUAAGUGAUCAUUAACAGUUAGUUAGUUUGGAAUGUGAGUAGCAGUGAGUGGAAAUGCAACGCUGAUGAAGAGCAUGGCUUAAUCGCAAGGUAGAAGUUGAGAACCCUGAUGUUACCAUUUUGAAUGUCAGUGUUUUACUUUAAGCAUGUGUAUGCCACGACCCAAGGUAUCACAAAAGUUCUAGGGCCACAGUACCCUUCAAGCACAGAUAAGAACAUGACGCAGUGUAUUAAUCUAGGGGUCCAUGCAAUCUGAGCCUUAAAAUCUGAAACACAUCCCACGUUCGACGGGGGAGGGAGUGGAGGUUUGGGAGUUUGAACUGCACACCAAGGAACAGAUGCACAAGACAGAGGAACAUAGUGCACUGGCAUACAAUCAACUUCAUGUGCUUUUUCGUUGAGAUAAUUGUUGACCUGCAGCAAUGUAAGCUGAUGUGAGAUGAGCUGGCAGCGCUGAGGCAGAAGUGAUCCAAAAUGAUAAGGAGAAUGAGUGACAACACCUAUCUGCGAACACUGCACUCCAGCACAGCAACAAACACCAGCACACUCCUUCAAGGUUUUCGGCGAGUAAGAAUAUGCAUAGGUGCUGUGGCACCCCCUGUUUAAUUGCAUUUGGUCUCCUGCCCAUUCAGAGAGGAAAGCGGGAGACUCUUAGGUCCAACUCUGAGACCACGUCUGUUAGAGUCUCAAACAAAUAAGACAGCAUUUCAGGUGUCCUCAUGGGACCCACAAGCCUUGGGCCCUCUGAGGUCCAGCUGACUUCCUAUGGCUUCCGACCAGGAUUCGGCACGGAUGACAACCUCCUUCACGUUCCAUCGACCCCAGGAAGCUCUCAUCAUUUGACCAACUCAGUUCUCCUUGGCAGCAUGUAUCGUUUCUCCAUGUCUCCUGUGUCUGUUACCUCUGCGGACAUGAACGUGGCCUCCACUGUGAGUUCCAACCAGAAGGCCAUGACCGCUCGUCUCAGAGUCAAUAAGGAAGUGUCUAGUCCUGUGGCUGCCUGUCCUCAAGUCCAACUGCCUCAAAGCUCUCACAGUCCCAAGGAUUACCUCCACUCUCUGACCUCCUCAAUAUCUAUGAGCUCACCACCCCACUUCUACUCUUCCUCCUCUUCAUCCCCUGUCAGCCUUUCCUUCUGCUCCUCUUCAGAGCUCCUGUGCUCUGCUCCCCUUUCCACGCUUCCUCUGUCCAGAGCUAGCCACGAUGUCAUCACAAACGGCCCUCCACGGCAACAGGAACUUCACGUCUCUCUAAAGCAGGAGCCGGACGACGAGUUUCCGGCGUGCAACAAGGGGCUCUUCCACUUGAAGCAUGAGGAGGAUCGAGUACAUCUCAGUCAGGAGCACCACCAUCCUGGGCCAUGCUCCACCUUACCUUCACCACACGAACACCUCAACUCCCAUCAGUGUCCUGCCACAGAACUCAAGGACUGCAUCAUGACCUCUGUGCUGUCCAAGGACCUCCAGAUUCAAGGCAGACUGCCAGCCAGCGGUCUGGAGGGAAGUGGGCUGUGCGUGUCACCGGGAGAUGAGCAGGCCUGCCUGUGGUUGGAUUGCUGCGCUGCGUACAAGCAGACCGAGGAGCUGGUGAGGCACAUAGAGAAGGUUCAUGUGGACCAGCGGAAAGGUGAGGACUUCACCUGCUUCUGGGCAGGCUGCGUGCGCCGGUACAAGCCCUUCAACGCGCGCUACAAACUCCUGAUCCACAUGAGGGUCCACUCCGGGGAAAAGCCCAACAAGUGCAUGUUUGAAGGCUGCAGUAAGGCUUUCUCUCGCCUGGAGAACCUGAAGAUCCAUCUGCGGAGCCACACGGGAGAGAAGCCCUACAUCUGCCAGCACUCCGGCUGCCUCAAGGCCUUCAGCAACUCCAGUGACAGGGCCAAACACCAGCGAACGCACUUGGACACGAAGCCUUACGCCUGUCAGCUGCCUGGAUGCACCAAGCGCUACACAGACCCCAGCUCCCUGCGCAAACACAUCAAGGCCCACACAGUCAAAACACAGCAGCUUCGGGACCAGGUGCUGCUGUGCUCUGAGGUGGAGACUGACUGCAUGAGCGAGUGUUUGGCGCUGCACUCUCUCCUCAGCGCCGCCCCAGGUCUGCUUGAGCCCUGCUCCCCCAGGCUCGCCACCGCCAGGCCCCUCGCACAGCCCUGCCACGACUCCUUCCCAGGGUCCGAGUGUUACUCUGAUGCCAGCAUCAUCCCUUUAUCUGAGGCCCUGGCCACGUCCCCGAACCUGUCCCCCGCAUCAUGUGACCUCCAGCAGAGCGUGGGCAGCUCCCCACACAAACUGGCCCUCAUGCCCCCAGGGAGGAGCCUCCAGGACAAGUUCCACUCAUCGCUGAUGUUUUCCGAAAUAAGCCUGCUCAGAAGCCAAGGGGAACCACUGGCACAUCCCGACAAGCAGGGGAUGCUGACAGGCCGGUGUGAUCAGAAGCAUGAGGGACUCUAUCCUGACCUCCCAGGAUCAUUUUAUGGCUUCCACUCUGGAGAUGUCAGUCUGCUAGACCAUUUGGGCAGUGAAUGCUCUGGAGGUCUGCAUAUGUUUGAAUCCAGUGGAUACAUACUUAACCCAAGCUCAGCAGCACCCUCUACAGGCUUUGGUGGCCAGGAGCAACAUGCGUCAGGGGGGCAUGUCUUCCCCUCUUUCCAGAGGAGGGUGACCUCCCAAAUGUGCUUGUGAGCGCCAUGCCCAGUCAGCUGUGAUCAGCUGUGCUCCCAGCAUAUCUCCGAGGCAGUGCGAGAAAGGGGUAACGUGUCUCAUCCUUGCACAGUCCUCUCAAGAACCUGCCCCCCCAAAAAUGCCCCUCCCACACACUCCUCAACGUUUCCAGUAGGCCUCUCUUAUCUUUUUGUUAUCUGUCUCUGUCUUUCUUUCUUUUGUCUCUUACUCACUGUCUGCCUGUCUCUGUCUCACAAGUAGAUUGUAACUUUCUCUUUUUUUUUCAACCGAGGCAAUAAUGUUUACAUUCUAAGUAGGUAUUACACAGUCAUUUUCAUGCUGUUUUUGCACUGUUGUAAGAGCAGUCAUACAUGCUCUUUUGGAAAGGCAACAUAAUUGUAACAUUAACUAUAGUAAUUCCUUUUAUAUAAAAAAAAAUU